GUUUUAAUCUUAGUCAUCCACGGAAAUGGCCGACCAUGGAGGGCUGGCGAGAGUGUUGUCGAAGCAGGAUUUUAAUCCUGAAAAUUUUGUUGGCAAAUUGGCGGAGGGGCCAGGGGGAGAAAGUGAUUUGUUGGUUAUGAAAACGAAAGUCCAGGUCUUGUCAGACGAAACAGCCCACUCACUCAAGAAAAAUGUCUACAAAAAUUACUUUCAGUUCAUCGAGACAGCAAAAGAAAUAUCGAUCCUCGAGGGGGAGAUGUACCAGCUCAGUCACACCCUCACAGAACAGAAAAGUCUCAUGUCUUCCAUGAUGGAAAUGUCACUGGUCAGUGAUAAAGCUAUAGUUGAGGAACCAAAGGAACAAGAACAAGAUAACCCUGAAGAAGAAACCAGAAAAAACCUGGCCUUCCUCCUGGAGAAGGUCGAGGGCUGUUCUAGUGUAACAGAGGUCCCUGGCCGACACCUGGUACACAACAGUGACCUGGCAGAACUAGAUGCUGAGUCGUUUAUGCAGAUCCAACGAGUACAUUCCUUCCUCCUGAAUGACAGCCUGAUGAUUGCAACAUGGCUUCCUAAUAGGCGGGGACCAGUGAGGUACAGGUUCCAGGGCCUAUACGAGCUGGACAGUCUUGCAGUGGUUAAUGUUAGGGAUGCUGGACCAGUCAAGAAUGCCUUCAAGAUACUCAUGUUUCCUGACUCCAAGAUGUACCAAGCUGAUAGUGCUAAGGCCAAGAGACAGUGGCUGGACAUUUUGGAGGAGACAAAAAAGAGGAAGGCCAGCAGGGACAAACAGAAGAGGGAGGCUGCCCUUUUCUUAGCAGAACAACAGUUGGUUACCUUGACAACACCUACUGAGGAUAGUAAUCCAUUUGGAGAAGAAGAUGAAAGUGAGGCUCUUGCAGCCAUAGAAACAGAUUUCCUUAAUUCUGAUUGGAUACAGGAACUUCCAGAAGAUUUAGAUAUGUGUAUUGCGCAAAGAGACUUUGAAGGAGCUGUAGACUUAGUGGAGAGAGUUAAUGAAUAUUUAAAAGAUUGUCCAAAAGUUCCUGCCGUUAAAGAAUUCAGAGCAAGGAUUGACCACCGUGUGAAGCAACUAACUGAGGGACUGAUGGGGGAGUUACAGGUGUCCCCGGAGCGGUCCCUCAGGGGUGGACCGCGUGCAGCCAGACGCGCUGUGAUGCAGCUCAUCAGACUUGGCAAGUCUGCACAGGCUUGUGACUUGUUCCUGAAGAACAGAAGCUCUAUUAUCAAGUACAACAUCCGUCAGCUUAAAUUUGAGGGCGCCACCACACUGUAUAUCCGGCGACUGUGUGAUGUGUUUAUCCCAUGCCUUUCAGAGACAGGCAAAGAGUUUAUGAAGGCAUUCCAGGACCACUACGGCUGUAUGUCGGCAUUUGUUGUUUGGGCCAAGAAGGAGCUGCAGAUGUUUGUGUCAACAGUCAAUAGACAAGUAUUUGGAGGCAAAUCGUCCAUGUCAGUUAUUGCAGAGUGUCUUCACAACGCACGCCAACAGUGUGAAGAGUUGAGCCAGAUUGGCUUGGAUGUGAGCUUCCUGUUUGAAUCCUUGAUUGCCACAGAUCUAGAGAGGGUCAUCAGAGAAAACAAGGACCAGAUCAUUGAAGGGGUGAAAUAUAGAGCUCAGGAUGAUAAAUGGCGUCCAAUGAACCAUCUUAGUCACACAGACUGUCUCAAGUUUGUCGAGGAGAUGUCAGCCGGAGGUCUGGAUCUCAAAAACUAUAUCUACGAUGCUUGUUUCAUCAAUUUGACGAUGAAUACUGCCAACUUCUCCAAAUCUUGUUUGUCCUUUGCCCACGACGUCCUGUUGGUUCACACACCUGAGAUAGAUCAUCUUGUCACGGAGGCCAUCGCUGAUAUAUUCCGUGCAGAGGUCACUCACAUAGAGGAUUCGAUCAGGAAUAAAAACUUUAACAGAGAGCACAAAUUUAUCCUGAAGAAUGCCCAGUUUGUGCUGGAAGUGAUAAUGAGCAAGAUAGAAGCCGCAUACAAAGAGCAAGGAGUUGUCUUCCCCAAACAAUUACUGGACAUUAACGGGGAGUACAGACGGCUCAAGUCUGUUGUCAAGUCCCUGGGAGCCAGCUGAAACAGACAAUUUACUGGUGCUGUGUCACAAAGGAUUCGUUCUGACUUCUUAGGAAACACUAACAUUCAACCAGUAGUCCUCCAGAUAGUGAGGUUUCAAAAAAUUGUGCUGAAAUAUUCUUUCUGGAUUCAUGUUAAAGAAACUUUUUGUCUAUACAAUUAUCUAUUUCAUUUACUGGUUUGUAUGCAGAAAACAGCUAGCCUAAUUGAAUCAGCAAUCUCAAAAUUCCAUAAGUUGCAAUUUCAUUGAAUUUUAUUCCAUUUUCAUGUUAUACUUUCCCUUUAAUCUAAAAUAUGAUUCAAUAUUUUCUACCUUACAGAUAGUGUUGAAAGUUAAAAUCUUCUUCUGUUAAUAUUAUACAAUGAUGAUGGGUACAGGCUUACAGAAAGAUACAAAAUUUAUAUACUAAAAACAGUUCACAUUUUAAGAAAUGUAUUUUAAUCUUCCUCAUUUAAAGACCCUUAACCUUUUCAUCUUUGUUUUUCUGUCAGUUUAUUUUUUAACCUUGUUUGAAAAGAUGUCGCUGCUGAAGUGCGUUCUAUAUAUAGUUAAAUUUAUUAAAUUUUGAACAUUUCAUCACUUCGGGAAGAGGCCUAUGUUGGACCGUGCAAUAAUUAUAAACUACAGAGUUACAGUAUAUUGUGGCAAGUUUCCUAGAGCACACCUCCAUAUUAGCCAUGAUUUUCAUUUCUAUUAAUAUUUAUUCCUUCAGGGAACCAAUAAGUUCCAUUAAAAUCCUUCUUAAAAGUUGUGUAUGCCUAUGAUCUGUUUGAUGGUUGGCUUUUAUGGAAGUGUGUUGUUCACCUUUUGUUCUGAUAACUAUGAGGACUGGCUUCAAAGGAGGUGGGUUGUUCAGGUUUUGUUCCAAGAUCUACGAGGAUUGGCUUCAACUGAAGUAUAAUGUUCAGGAUUUAUUCCAAAUCUAUAAGGAUUGGCUUCAACAGAAGUGUGUCGUUCAGGUUUUGUUCUGAUAACUAUGAGGAUUGGCUACAAAGGAGGUGUGUGGUUCAGGUUUUGUUCGGAGAUCUACGAGGAUUGGCUUCAACUGAAGUAUAAUGUUCAGGUUUUAUUCCAAAUCUUUAAGGAUUGGCUUCAACAGAAGUGUGUCGUUCAGGUUUUGUUCUGAUAACCAUGAGGAUUGGCUUCAAAGGAGGUGUGUUGUUCAGGAUUUGUUCGGAGAUCUACGAGGAUUGGCUUCAACUGAAGUAUAUUGUUCAGGUUUUAUUCCGAGAUCUAUAUGGAAUUGGCUUCAACAGAAGUGUGUCGUUCAGGUUUUGUUCUGAUAACUAUGAGGAUUGGCUACAAAGGAGGUGUGUGGUUCAGGUUUUGUUCGGAGAUCUACGAGGAUUGGCUUCAACUGAAGUAUAUUUUUCAGGUUUUACUCCGAGAUCUACAAGGAUUGGCUUCAACAGAAGUGUGUUGUUCGCAUUUUGUUCUGAUAACUAUGAGGACUGGCUUCAAAGGAGGUGGGUUGUUCAGGUUUUGUUCCAAGAUCUACGAGGAUUGGCUUCAACUGAAGUAUAUUUUUCAGGUUUUACUCCGAGAUCUACAAGGAUUGGCUUCAAUUGAAGUAUAAUGUUCAGGUUUUAUUCCAAAUCUUUAAGGAUUGGCUUCAACAGAAGUGUGUUGUUCGCAUUUUGUUCUGAUAACUAUGAGGACUGGCUUCAAAGGAGGGGUGUUGUUCAGGUUUUGUUCGGAGAUCUACGAGGAUUGGCUUCAACUGAAGUAUAUUGUUCAGGUUUUAUUCCGAGAUCUACAAGGAUUGGCUUCAACUGAAGUAUAUUGUUCAGGUUUUAUUCCGAGAUCUAUAAGGAAUUGGCUUCAACAGAAGUGUGUCGUUCAGGUUUUGUUCAGACAUCUAGGAGGAUUGGCUUCGAAGGAGGUGUGUUGUUCAGGUUUUGUGCACGUUUUGUUCCGAGAACUACAAGGAUUGGUUUUAUGAAAGUUUGUUGUACAUGUGACGUUCCACGAUUUGUGAGGAUUAGUUUAUAAUGGUUUGGUGUGGCGGGAAACUGUAAGUGUCGUUUUAUGUUGUGAUGUAUAUCAUCUCACCAGAUUUCAUUUACAAGGAAAUACCAUGUAUUUCUAUAACUUUAAUGUUGCUUUGUGUAUUUGUCAUAAUAAAUGAUGUUAAACUGGAAA
This is a messenger RNA of Mizuhopecten yessoensis (Yesso scallop), 4243 nucleotides long. Its product is annotated as exocyst complex component 8-like. Bases 26 to 2101 code for a protein of 691 amino acids. The record is from RefSeq and is a predicted model, not a curated record. Gene Ontology annotation, cellular component: exocyst. Gene Ontology annotation, biological process: Golgi to plasma membrane transport; exocytosis; intracellular protein localization. The transcript has 16 exons. NCBI's taxonomy places the organism in Eukaryota, Metazoa, Mollusca, Bivalvia, Pectinida, Pectinidae.